Messenger RNA from Anolis sagrei ordinatus, 2100 nucleotides. RefSeq names its product protein phosphatase, Mg2+/Mn2+ dependent 1G (gene PPM1G). NCBI's taxonomy places the organism in Eukaryota, Metazoa, Chordata, Lepidosauria, Squamata, Anolidae. Gene Ontology annotation, cellular component: nucleoplasm. Gene Ontology annotation, molecular function: cation binding; protein serine/threonine phosphatase activity. Gene Ontology annotation, biological process: protein dephosphorylation. The record is from RefSeq and is a predicted model, not a curated record.
CGUGCUUCCGCUUCCGCCUCCCGGUCUCUCUCUUUCCUCCAUCUCCUCCAUCUCCUGUGUGUGUGUGUGUGUCUCUCUCUCCGGCCAUGGGCGCCUACCUGUCUCAGCCCAGCACCGCCAAGAGCUCCGGGGACGGGGCCGGGGAAGGCAGCGGGGCAUCGCGCCCCCUCCACUUCGGAUACAGCGCCAUGCAGGGAUGGAGGGUCUCCAUGGAGGACGCCCACAACUGCAUCCCUGACCUGGACAGCGAGACGGCCAUGUUCUCCGUCUAUGACGGACACGGAGGGGAAGAGGUUGCGCUCUACUGCGCCAAGUACCUCCCGAACAUCAUCAAGGAGCAGAAGGCCUACAAGGAGGGCAAGCUGCAGAAGGCCCUGGAGGACGCCUUCCUGGCCAUCGAUGCCCAGCUGACCACCGAGGAGGUGAUCCGGGAGCUGGCCCUGCUGGCCGGGCGCUCCAGGGAGGACGGGGACGAGAAGGAGGAGAAGGUGGCCGACGAAGACGACGUGGACAAGGAGGAGGCGGCCCUGCUGCAUGAGGAGGCCACCAUGACCAUUGAGGAGCUGCUCACUCGCUACGGCCAGAACUGCGUCAAGGGCAAGCUGGGCCCCCCGGGGAAGGAGCCACCCCAGGAGGAGACCGGUCGCGGGCCCAGCCUGAACGGGGAAGUGGAUGCCGGAGAGACCGUGAGGCGCCGCGAGGGGGAGGAGGAGGAGACGGAAGAGGCGACGGACAGUGGCCGACCGGGCCCCGGCUCCGCCCCUCCUGGACCUGGACCGGACAUGGCUGGUGGAGGGGACGCGGGGAGUGCAGCCCCAAAGGCGGCCGCCGAGGGAGGGGCUCCGGCUGGGGCAGAGGCUCAGCCGUCCUGCUCCUCGUCCAGCAAGGCCCAGCGGACCACCAAGUCCCGGUUCUUUGAGGACAGCGAGGACGAGUCGGAGGAUGCUGAGGAGGAGGAAGAGGAGGAGGAGGACAGCGAGGAGUGCAGUGAAGAUGAGGAUGGCUAUAGUAGCGAGGAAGCAGAGAACGAGGAGGAGGAGGAAGAGGAAGACGACACAGAAGAAGCGGAGGAGGAGGAGGACGACGAAGAGGAGGAUGAAGACAUGAUGCUUCCUGGCAUGGAUGGAAAGGAGAAGCCUGGUGCGGACAGCGGCACGACGGCAGUGGUGGCCCUGAUCCGGGGCAAGCAACUGAUCGUGGCUAAUGCGGGGGACUCCCGCUGUGUGGUCUCAGAGGGCGGCAAGGCCCUGGACAUGUCAUACGACCACAAGCCGGAAGACGAGGUGGAGCUGGCCAGGAUUAAGAACGCCGGCGGGAAAGUGACCAUGGACGGCCGGGUCAACGGGGGGCUCAACCUCUCCAGGGCCAUCGGGGAUCACUUCUACAAGCGCAACAAGAACCUUCCCCCGGAGGAGCAGAUGAUCUCGGCACUGCCGGACAUCAAGGUGCUGACCAUCAACGAGGACCACGAUUUCAUGGUCAUUGCUUGUGACGGCAUCUGGAACGUCAUGAGCAGCCAGGAGGUGGUGGACUUUGUCCAGUCCAAGAUCACUCAGAAGGGGGAGAAUGGGGAACUCCGGCCUCUUUCGUCCAUCGUGGAGGAGCUCCUGGACCGCUGCUUGGCUCCGGACACCUCUGGCGACGGGACCGGCUGCGACAACAUGACCUGCAUCCUCAUCUCCUUCAAGGCCCGGCCAGGCGGGGGUCCGGCGGGAGCCGAGGGGGUCAAGCGGAAACUGGAGGAGAGCAGUGCGGCCCUCUCCCCCUCCCCCUCGCCCCCUCCCCCCACGGAAGAGAGCUGCAGCAAGAAGGCCCGGCAGGACUAGCGGCCGGCCAAGGCGGCGGGAGGGGGGGGCGGGCGGCCCCCUCGCUCUCCCUCUCUCUCUGGACUCUUGUUUUCUAAGCGAGGGGCAAGCGCCGGACGACUGACCGACCAACCAACCAUGGACUCUGGGGCGACGCUCAGCCCGGCCUUUUUUAGCCUUAGGGAGCCCCUCCCGCCCACUGUCCACAUCAUUGGAGGGGGGGGGCUCUCAGGUGGGGAGGGGGCCCCACAGCCCCACUGUUCUUUGAAACCAUUCCAGACGGAGAACGGUGGGG